Molecule: messenger RNA, 615 nt
Organism: Cydia amplana
Lineage: Eukaryota; Metazoa; Arthropoda; Insecta; Lepidoptera; Tortricidae
Product: low molecular weight phosphotyrosine protein phosphatase-like
Exons: 4
Coding region: 53-529 (158 amino acids)
Biological process (GO): protein dephosphorylation
Cellular component (GO): cytoplasm
Molecular function (GO): acid phosphatase activity; non-membrane spanning protein tyrosine phosphatase activity
Source: RefSeq, a predicted model, not a curated record
UUUUCCUUAAACGAAAAAGAUUUAAUUUAGGUGUGCAACAACCUGACAAACAAUGGCCGAGAAAAAGAAAGCACUGUUCAUUUGUCUUGGAAACAUUUGCCGCUCGCCAAUAGCCGAGGGAGUUUUCCAGAAAACCGUGAAUGACUUGAAGAUCGGAGAUAAGUGGGAAAUCGACAGUGCCGCGAUCGGCGCUUGGCAUGUCGGGAACACACCGGACUAUCGCGCUAUGGACACUAUGAAGGAGCAUAAUGUUCCAUAUAACAAUCAUGCUAGACAGAUUACAAAAGAAGACUUCAACCACUAUGACUACAUUUUUGGCAUGGACGAGGCAAACAUGAAGGACCUAAAGAGACUAGCACCUAAGAACUGCAAGGCUGAGCUGCUUAUGUUUGGUGAUUUUGACCCUCAGGGUGACAGGAUCAUCAGAGACCCUUAUUAUGAUGCUGAUUCCAAGGGUUUUGAAAAAUGUUACCAGCAGUCUGUGAGAUGUUCAAAGGGAUUUUUAGAGCACUUGGAAAAGAAAGGCUGAGAAGAUUGUACUGCUACAUUCCAACAAUUACAUAAUACUGUAUAGUAAAUUAUUUUUAUUAUUCAAAUAAAUUUUUGUUGUAACUU